Daphnia magna is the source of this 3188-nucleotide messenger RNA. It is a transcript of the gene Vdup1, whose product is annotated as arrestin domain-containing protein 4. The transcript is spliced from 8 exons. Gene Ontology annotation, biological process: protein transport. NCBI's taxonomy places the organism in Eukaryota, Metazoa, Arthropoda, Branchiopoda, Diplostraca, Daphniidae. Gene Ontology annotation, cellular component: cytoplasm. The record is from RefSeq and is a predicted model, not a curated record. Bases 743 to 1780 code for a protein of 345 amino acids.
UUCCACAGUUGUGUUGCAAGUGUGCGCCAGUGCGGUCGGCAUUCUCUACGUCUCCCGUAUUAUUUGAAUUUCUCGUUUCUCCUUUUUUUUUCUCUCUCUCUCUGUCUCUCCCUCCAAAGGCACACACACACACACACAGACAGACAUUCCAUUGAAAAACUAAAAAAGGCAAUCCCCUUUUUUCUCGUUCGUGUUACCUUACGUGUGGUGCUUAUAGAAUUCUCAUCGGUUUUUUCUUUUCGUCAUUUGAAUUCUUCACACUGUCAUACCUUUGUUGAGAUUUUUCGGCCGUUUGGACACACGUGUGGCUCGUUGGUUCAUCAAGUGAUUGAAACGCUCGACUCUACGUCCAUCUGAGAAAAUGGAAUAAAAAAUCGGAUUUUCGCUUAGUGGCCAACAAGAGGAAGAAUUUCAAACGUUUCACUCCCGAAAUUUGUUUGUUUUCUGCUCAUCACCAUGGGUGCAUCGGCAAGUUUGCGGCCUUGAUCGAACCGAUUCUAGAAAAAAGCCCAUCGUCAUUCUGGUCUCAAACGGCUGACAAAUAACAACAGGAGCAGCAAGAAUUCAACCCAAGCGCAUUUGAAUUCGUUGUGCCGCGUCAUCUCCAACGCGUCCAUCCCUUCCAUUUUCCCCUUCGCAUCAAUUCAGAAGGCAGCAGCCGAAGAGAAACAGAAGAAGAACGGCGUCGUCCAGUAGUUUGUACACGUUUCGACGACUAGGAGGAGCGAGCAGCGAGCAAGAAAUGUCUCGCUUUAGUGAAGUGGGUUCCAUGGCGCCUCACGGUGGCCGCAAAUUGCUCAAGUUUCUGAUCCUCUUUGAAAAUUCGUCGCUCCUCUUUUUCCCUGGACAAUUUCUCAGCGGCCGCGUCCUCGUCGAAUUGGAGGAUGAAACGCCUGUCCUAGGUUUGUUCUUUCAUGUCGUCGGUGAGGGAGUGGUCAGAUUGUUGAAGAAUGGCCGGCAGCACAUCAGCGACCGCGAAAACUACAUCGAUUUCCGUAUGCGACUUCUAGGCGAGCCAGGACAAGGACCUGUUCUGCUUUCACCUGGAAUCCACAGUUUCCCCUUCAAACUUGGAUUGCCGCUAGGUCUGCCGUCCACCUUCCUCGGUAAACACGGAUGGGUCCAGUAUUAUUGCAAAGCGGCGUUCCGCGAGCCCGCCGGUCUUCUGCACAAGAACCAACAGGUGUUCAUCGUGAUGAAUCCCAUCGAUCUGAACUUGGAACCGCCCAUACUAGCUCAACCUUUCCAUUGUGAGAUCGAGCACCGAUUGGGAUUGAACUGCUUCACUUCGGGUCCCGUGUCGUGCCGCGUGCGUCUGGAUCGCGGCGGUUACGUCCCCGGCGAAACGAUCGGCAUCUGGGCCUCGGUUCACAAUCAGAGUCGCGUCACCAUUAAACGGACCAAAGCCUCGUUAACAGAGACUAUUCAAUACAUGGCGAAAAACCGAGUGGUGCAAACGGAAACUCGAGAACUGGCCUCAUUGAACCGAGGCAAAAUCAAGGCCGGUGAGACGGACGACUGGAGAAACGAGCAGCUGUACGUUCCACCUUUGCCGCCGACCAAUUUGAGAGGCUGCCACAUCAUCCGGAUACAAUACGACGUCUUUUUUCAAAUCGAGCCGCACAGCAUGGAGAAGCCCAUCAAAUUGCAGCUACCCAUCAUGUUGGCCACGUACCCGCUGCGAAGCGAUGACGGCACGUUGAGGAGGAAACGAGGCGCCCACUACCCAUCCACUCUGCCCAUCUUCCGCCCUUGGCUUGAUGAGAAAACAUUUGAUUGACGGCCAUGCACGUGACCGGCGCGAGCCGACACACACAAAACUCUUGUAUCAAAAGUGUUUUUUUUUUUUCUGUUUUUUUUUGUUUUCAAACAUUAAGUGAAAAGAGGCAAAAAGGGGCAGCAACGUAACGAGAACAAGACAACAAAUCAACUUGAAGGUACCCGGGAAAAAAUAAAAAGGAGAACCACAAAAAAAAAUUAAAUAAAAAAAAAAUAAAUAAAUAAAAAGGAAAACAUGAAAUAUGAAUAUUAUAAAUAUAUAGUAUAAGCCAACUGAUGUGUACGAUGUCGUGUAGCAGCUGACCUUUUCAUCUCGAAUGAGAUUCAAACGAAAUUGCUUCCCAAAAAAAAAGAAAGAAGAAGAAGAACAAAACAAAAACUGGAAAAUGAUUAGGAAACGAGGAGAAGGCGUGAAGUGUACGACGAUGCAAGUAAGAAAAAGAAAAGACAUCUCCCGUUAUGUUUAAUUGUAUAUUCCGCCUACACCGUGUCAUCCAAUAAUAUCCACUGAGCAGCUUCUUCGUUUUGGUUUUUGCUUUCGUUUCUUGAUUUGUUUUCCCGUCUAUUUUUUGUUGCUUCAAUUUCGCCCUCACUAAAAACGAUUUAAUUACUUUCCAAAAAUAAUAUCAAAUGAAAAUGAAUAGAAAAAUUCCUAUUUCUUCGUCCGUCUACUGGCCAGUUGUGUGCAGCGCAAAUUGUUUUUGAAUUGCAACAGCCACGACGAAAUGAUGCGCUUUUUCAUCGCUAUCCAUUUUUUUUUUUCUAAAAUCUUUUUUUUUUUCCCCUUCUUUUGCCCAUUUUUGGCGAUCGCUCAUUUCGUUUAUUAAUAACACGUGAACUCCACUUGCACUGUCAGACAUGUUUUCGCCUCGUCAUCAUUUUUGUUUUUUUUCUUCGUAAUUUCAAGUUUAUUGCUUUCAUUCUUUUCUUUUUGCCCUUUUAUAUCCUUAAUUUUUAUGAGUGUGUGCACAAAAGGAACCUCCCCUCGUAUUAUUAUACAUAUUAUGCAACUAUUUUUUACCUGCCGCCUGCUCUGCUGUUGCCCUUUUUUCGUAUUUGGCGGUAUAAACCACGUCACGUCUUCCUUCCCUAUCUUUGUUUUGUUUGGGUUUUUUUCUUUGUUGGCAGUCUCCCGAUUAUUAGACAUCACCAGUCCCGCAUUUCUUAUUGCCUUUUCUUGUAUGUUAAUCAAAUAUGGAGACGACCUCCUCCUGUGCCUUGCAUUAUAACUUUGAGAAACAGUUGGCUCAUUGGCCUCCAUCUUUGCAAGAUUUGUCAAAAUUGUUUGCAACUUUUUUGGAUGUGUGCGAGCGCACAAAAAAACAACAACAACAGAAUCAUUCACGUAUGCAAAUAAGACUUGUGUGUAACAUUUCCUAAUUCGAAAUGCAUUUUUAUUUCUCCCCUUU